Penicillium manginii is the source of this 2502-nucleotide messenger RNA. RefSeq lists its product as uncharacterized. Lineage: Eukaryota; Fungi; Ascomycota; Eurotiomycetes; Eurotiales; Aspergillaceae. The record is from RefSeq and is a predicted model, not a curated record. The transcript is spliced from 2 exons. Bases 1 to 2502 code for a protein of 833 amino acids.
AUGUACAAUACGUGCAUUGACACUGGCAUAGUUAUGUAUCGCCACUCUCGCAGACCGUCUUACGAAGUCUACGACCUUAACGAAUCCUCCACAUUUACGACCCCGGCUCCCCAGCAUCAUAAUCAACCUCAUCCGCUACAACCCCAGCAGCCAACAGCUCCUCGUCCUGCUUCCACCCAUUCGGCUGAAUCCCGCCCAACUUCAGCCUCCGGUGGCCCUCGCUAUUUACGCCGAGCUCGUCGCACCCCCGAGCCUCGUCAAUUGUCUCAUCGCCGAGCCGUCUCUCUUGACACUUCAACAAGACAGUCCAGAGAGCAGCAACAUCACCAGCACCAGCAACAACCGGCCCAACCCCAGCCGGCGCAUUCAAUCCCAGUAUCCGUCCAACCAACGCCAGAUAGUGGAAUCGCUGCAUUACGUCCUGCCCUCUCGGAAGCUCAUACAGACGAGAACGGAUCCACCGUCGACGAUCCCUAUCAACUUCUCGAUAGCUCAUAUUGGCCCUGGAGAACUACUACUGUCUCGUCACGCACCGCCUCGGCAAUCCUCUACGCCCUUGAGGACGCCAUCCGUCGACCUUUUACCUUCACAACCGAUUGGGACGAAGUGAAUGCUUCUAUGUCAGAUAUGGUAGGCGUUGCUGGUCCCGCUGGUCCGGCCGGGCCUGUAGGCAAUGGCCGCGCUCAAAAUGGUGCCUCUCGUCCACCCCAGCCCCCUGCACCGAUCUCAACACAUCCUCCGAGCGGUGUUCGUACUCCGACGGAUAUCAUGAGACAACGUCGAGAUCGCGAGGCACGCCGCAAGGCCGAACAGGAGGCACUCGAGAAAGAGCAGGUGAAUAUGGAAAGACAGAAAUUGCAGCAAGAACAGGCGCAAGCGCAAGCUCAAGCUCAACAUUACGCUGCUGGGGCUGCCGCAGAUGCUCCAUCACAACGCCGAACACAACCUCCUCGCGCCCCUAGGGGAGCUCAGCCUCCACCCGAAGCAGCUUCUGGGCCGAGCUUCCGUCCAGGCGCUGCUGCGACAUCAGGCACUGUUGGUCCAGGAUAUCCAGUACCUCCGGUUACAGCCGAUGUUCCUACUCAAGCCCGACCGGGCCCUUCCUCGAGCCAACAGCAAUUCGCCCCAGCUCCACAACAUGCUCGCUCACAGAGUGCAGCAGCGGGGACUGGCGGACAAACAGGGACUGGUGGGCUCUCUAGGCCUGGCCAAACUCCAGCUAGUCAAUCCGGGGCCCCGCAAAGUCUCCAGCAGCCCAAGCGCGCCGGCUUCCCUCAUGCCUUUGAACGAUGGGAAACAUUAUCAUCGCACUGGGAAGGCCUCACCAGCUACUGGAUCCGCAAGCUCGAGCAGCACAAUGAUGACUUAGAAAAGGAUCCUCUCAGCCAGCAACUCGCCCGACAGAUCACCGACCUGUCCGCCGCAGGCGCCAACCUCUUCCAUGCUGUCGUCGAACUCCAGCGCCUACGUGCAUCCUCGGAACGCAAAUUCCAAAGAUGGUUCUUCGACACUCGCUCUGAACAAGAGCGUGCCAAGGAGCAGGUGGCCGACCUGGAACGCCAACUCAAAACCGAGCGAGAAGGCCGGGCUGACGCAUUCGCGGCCGCACAAACCGCAGAGCAAGACAAAUCUCGAUCCGAGGAGCUCCUCCGAGAAAUGCGCCGCGAGCUCCAAAUCUCCCGGGAAGAAGCCCGCCGCGCCUGGGAGGAACUUGGCCGACGUGAGCAAGAAGAGCGAGAACGAACCACCUCCCUCCGCAAUGGCGAACCAACCCUAGUCGGCGGCGUCCAGGUCGUCCCCAUGGUGCAAGGUCUUCCAAGCCGGCACACGACGAGACCUACCACCCGCGAUGACCCAUACACCACCGGUCCCCCAGCCAGCGAAUACCAAAGCAAACCCGGCGACCCCAGCGCAAGCCACCAGUACUACGACGAAGGCCCAGGGCCAAUGUCACCAACAGGUUCAGACCCCUUUAUCGAACCAGUCAAGACAGAUCCACCCUCUAGCAAACCUCUCUACGCAGAACAAGGCUACAAGCAUGAUCCCACCAGCGCCGCAUACCACGGUGCCGGCGCAGCCCCAAGCUCUGAGCCAGAUGACCGCUCCUACGUCGGAAGCAGCGAAGCCGGAGACGAGGACUACGCGCAUUACCCACAGCCACACGGGGCAAUGGCAUUCCCACCUCCAGCCCCGCUGUCCGAGGGCAGCGACGACUACGAUGAUGGCGGCCACUAUACUACCGACGCCCCGUACUCGAGUGCGCCUGCCGAUGCAUCAACUCAAGCGCCUUACCCGCCCACCACCGCGGAUUAUAGCGGUUCAGGCUGGGGCGUCGGUACCGGUUGGGAAGCUGUUACGCCCCGACACCGUCAUCCGACUCGUUUGAGUGAUGUACUUGAAGAGGACGAACCUAGUCGGACUAGUCCUAGCCGUGCCAGUCAGGCCAGUCGUGCGAGUCGUAGCCAGGCGGGUCGAAGUCAGGCCGGGCGCAGCAUGCAGUGA